Messenger RNA from Melospiza melodia melodia, 1928 nucleotides. RefSeq names its product smoothelin like 1 (gene SMTNL1). The transcript is spliced from 8 exons. Gene Ontology annotation, molecular function: protein binding. Gene Ontology annotation, biological process: actin cytoskeleton organization. The record is from RefSeq and is a predicted model, not a curated record. Gene Ontology annotation, cellular component: microtubule organizing center; filamentous actin. Bases 139 to 1842 code for a protein of 567 amino acids. Lineage: Eukaryota; Metazoa; Chordata; Aves; Passeriformes; Passerellidae.
GCCAUCGCCGGGACCUCACCCGGGCAUGGCCGGGGGGCUUCGAGUCCCUCCCUGGGUGUCCCCUGUUCCUCGUGUCCCCGGGUCCUCCUGUGUCCCGCCGUGCUGUUCGGGCUGUCCCCGUGUGCCCUGUGUCCCCACAUGUCUUUGUCCCCCAUUGUCCCCGGGAGUCUGUUCCUCCCGCGCUCCCCAUGUCCCCGCUGUGUCCCCCGACCACCCCCGCAUGUCCAUGUUCCCCACCUCGCCCGUGUGCCCGUGACCCCCAAGUCUCCCUGUCCCUGCCCAGGGUGUCCGUGUCCCCUGUGCCCCCCGGGUCGCACGGCACGGUUCGGUCCCCUCCCCGUGCGGUGUCGCCGCUGUCCGGGAGGGGCUGUCGGCGCGUUCCCCCUUCGCAGCCGUGCCCGGUGUCCGGCCCGGCCCCACGCGUGCCCCGCGGGUGGGCGCAGUGACCGCAGCAACAUGGAGGCUCUGGGAGACGCUGAAACCCCCACCUCGGACACCCCCAUUUCGACAACCCUCACCUCGGACACCCCCGCCUCGGACACCCCCACUGCGAGCACCCCGACCCCCGGCACCCCCACCCAGGACACCCCGACCCCCGGCACCCCCACCCAGGACACCCCCACUGCGAGCACCCCGACCCCCGGCACCCCCACGUCGGACACCCCGACCGCCGGCACCCCCACCCGGGACACCCCCUCUGACCCCGCCGCGGGGCCCGGGGAGGGCAGCGGGGAGGCGACGAUUCCCGGGGCUGGGGAGGAGGCUCAGGAAGCGGGGGGCGAUGGGGGGGACACGGGGGGCGAUGCGGGGGACACGGGGGGUGAAGGGAAGGAUACGGGGGGCUCAGGGGAGGGCACGGGAGACUCAGGGGAGGGUACGGGGGGAGAGGCUGCCGGGGAUGGCGGGGCAGAAGCGCCCCGGGGUGCCGGGGGCGAUGCUGGGGAUGGUGGUGCCGAUGCCGGGGCAGGGACAGCCGGGGGCACCGGAGGGGGCACCGAGGGCGGUACCGAGGAGGGCACCGAGGGAAAAGCGGCGCCGGCGGCAGCGGGCAGCUCCCAGCGCCGACAGGAACCCUCUUGGCUUCAGGACGAGGACGACGAGCUGUGGCCUGAGUUCCCUCCCUGCUCGUCCCCAGAGGGGACAACCAGCCCCACGUCCCCCAUGUCCCCUACGUCCCCUAUGUCCCCUACGUCCCCCAUGUCCCCUACAUGUCCCACGUCCCCUACGUCCCCUAUGUCCCCAGCAUCCCCAGUGUCCCCCACAGCUGGCACCGCCGAGGACACGGGGGGCAGCUCGAGGGCUGCUCCAGCGGGGGGGACACGGGACAAGGCAGCCCCCGGCUCGGCGGGACAGAGGCUGAGGCUGGAGGGGGCCGGGGGACGGCCACGAGUGGGGACCCGGGCACAGGGGCGCAGCGCCAUCCUGGAGAAGUUCGGAGGGGCUGCCAAGGGCCCAGCCCCGCACCUGCGGCGCUCGGGGGGGGGCCGCCACGGUCAAGACGAUGCUGCUGGAGUGGUGCCGCUGCCCGCACACCGCGGGUACCCGAACGUGGACGUGCAGAACUUCUCGGGGAGCUGGGGCAGCGGCCUGGCUUUCUGCGCCCUCCUGCACAGCUUCUUCCCCGACGCCUUCGACUUCGCCGCGCUGGAGCCCAGCGCCCGCCGGGACAACUUCGCCCUGGCCUUCGCCACCGCCGAGGAGCGGGCGGGCUGUGCCCCGCUGCUGGAGGUGGAGGACAUGGUGCGGCUGCCGGUGCCCGACGCCAAGUGCGUGUACACGUACGUGCAGGAGCUCUACCGCUGCCUGGUGGCCAAGGGGCUCGUCAAGACCAAGAAGCGCUGAGAGGGAGGGUCCCCCACAGCCCCCCAGAUGUGCCACCCCCUCCUCGUCCCCUGCUCUGUCCCCCAGCAGUAAAGGCCGUGCUUCCA